CUACCGAUAAUGUAGAUAAUCUUUUUACCGACACCGGUUGUCGGAAAAAUGGCGAAUGAAGUGCAGUUGGCCCAAACGGCUUUGCCGGAAGGAGACACUAUUUUUGGGAAAAUAUUACGCAAAGAAAUACCUUGUAAUUUCAUUUAUGAAGACAACUUGUGUGUCGCAUUUGACGACAUUAAUCCGCAAGCCCCCGUCCAUUUCUUGGUGAUUCCUCGCAAGCCUAUUCCUCAGUUGUCCAAGGCUGAAGAUAACGACGGACCUCUUUUGGGACACUUGCUGAUUGUCGCUCGGAAAAUCGCUCAAAAACGAAAUUUGAAAAAUGGUUUUCGUAUUGUGAUCAAUGACGGUCCUAUUGGAGCUCAGUCUGUUUAUCAUAUACACGUGCACGUUUUGUCUGGCAGACAGCUCCAAUGGCCCCCUGGCUAAUUCUCAGUGUGCUUUAACUCAGCUUCGAUUAGCUUGUAAUUUUCAUGUAUUUUAAUUUGGAUUGUAUGUGCUGGUUUUGUUUUGAGUUUGAGGGAAAUAAAACCAAAACUUAGUAAAUUAA
Tribolium madens (black flour beetle) is the source of this 550-nucleotide messenger RNA. Its product is annotated as histidine triad nucleotide-binding protein 1-like. NCBI's taxonomy places the organism in Eukaryota, Metazoa, Arthropoda, Insecta, Coleoptera, Tenebrionidae. Gene Ontology annotation, biological process: purine ribonucleotide catabolic process. The transcript has 2 exons. Gene Ontology annotation, cellular component: nucleus; cytoplasm. The record is from RefSeq and is a predicted model, not a curated record. The coding region runs from base 49 to 429 and encodes 126 amino acids. Gene Ontology annotation, molecular function: hydrolase activity.